This is a messenger RNA of Ceratina calcarata, 2984 nucleotides long. RefSeq names its product DNA replication licensing factor Mcm2 (gene Mcm2). The record is from RefSeq and is a predicted model, not a curated record. Gene Ontology annotation, biological process: double-strand break repair via break-induced replication; mitotic DNA replication initiation; DNA replication. Bases 234 to 2864 code for a protein of 876 amino acids. The transcript is spliced from 13 exons. Gene Ontology annotation, molecular function: single-stranded DNA binding; ATP binding; single-stranded DNA helicase activity. Gene Ontology annotation, cellular component: nucleus; MCM complex. Lineage: Eukaryota; Metazoa; Arthropoda; Insecta; Hymenoptera; Apidae.
AAUAAAUCUAACCAUUGUGAACAAAGUUUUAUAGUUACGUAUCAAAUGUUGGCAUGACUGAAGCAUUAUUGUGGUUCAUGAGAAAUUCCCGCCAGUUUCUACUUUUCAGUUUGAGUACGUUUAAGCGAGUCCGUUUAAUGGUUCGAGUGUCAAUAAAAGAAAGAAGAAAAGCCGUGUUCUUACUUAAAAGUUUGUUCUACGAUUAGUGGAUUCGAAUUUUGAACACGAACACAAUGGAUUCCAGCAGUCCAGUACGUUCUGACAGGCUCGCAGAGGCAAUGACAUCCCCUGCCCCAGAAAUUGAUGAACCGUUCGAAGAUGAAACUGAUCUCCUCGGCAAUGACAAUGAUAAUAAUGUCAACGAGGAAGAGGAAGAAGAAGGAGAAGAAUUAUUUGGAGACAACAUGGAAGAUGACUACCGGCCCAUGCCAGGAUUGGAUAGAUACGAUCCAGAUGUUGUGGAUGAUGAGGAUUACUCGGAAUUGUCUCAGGGAGAACGUGUUGCUGCUGAAACUGCCAUGCGUAAAAGAGAUAGGGCAGCAGGCAUUAUCAGAGAUGACAGAUAUUUACUUUAUGAUGAGAGUGACGAGGAUGAGGUGCAAGCACGAAAAAGACGCAUGGCCGAGAAAGCAGCAACAGGUCAAAUCGAAGAUGUCGAAAUGAUCGAAUCUAUCGAGAACUUGGAAGAUACCAAGGGUCACUCGGUCAAAGAGUGGGUGUCUAUGUUAGGACCGAGGACGGAGAUCUCAAAUCGUUUCAAGAGCUUUCUUCGUACACAUACUAAUUCAAAGGGACAGUACAUGUACAAGGAACGAAUCCGUCAUAUGUGCGAAAGUAAUCAAUCUAGCUUUGUCGUCGAAUUCCCAAUUCUUGCUAGCAAGGAGCACGUCCUGGCUUAUUUUCUACCAGAAGCUCCGUUUCAAAUGUUGGAGAUAUUUGACGAAGUAGCAAAAGAGUUGGUGCUAACUAUAUUUCCCAGUUACGAAAGAGUCACGAGCGAGAUACACGUCAGGAUAUCAGAGUUGCCUUUGAUCGAGGAAAUUCGUACGUUCAGGAAGUUACAUCUCAAUCAAUUAGUACGUACUUUGGGAGUCGUUACCGCGACCACCGGAGUGUUGCCACAAUUGUCUGUUGUAAAAUACGAUUGUACAAAAUGCGGAUACGUACUCGGGCCUUUCGUUCAGAACCAAAAUACCGAAGUCAAACCUGGUUCUUGUCCCGAGUGUCAAAGUAUCGGACCUUUUAUGAUCAAUAUGGAACAAACGAUAUACAGGAACUAUCAAAAGAUCACGAUACAAGAAUCACCAGGUAAAAUUCCGGCCGGUAGAAUACCUAGGAGCAAAGAGUGCAUUCUUCUAUCGGAUCUAUGUGAUCGCUGCAAACCUGGCGACGAAGUAGACGUCACUGCCAUUUACACGAACAAUUACGACGGCUCGUUGAACACAGAACAUGGUUUUCCGGUAUUCGCAACGGUUCUUCUUGCCAAUCAUUUACAAGUGAAAGGUUCGAAAGAAAUUGUGGAAUCUCUGACUGAAGAAGAUAUUUCUAACAUCAUCGCUUUAAGUAAAGAUCAUCGAAUCAGCGAUCGCAUCGUCGCAAGUAUCGGACCCUCGAUUUAUGGACACGACUUUACGAAACGAGCGUUGGCGUUAGCAAUAUUUGGCGGAGAAUCAAAGAAUCCUGGUAACAAACACAAAGUAAGAGGAGACAUCAACGUGCUGUUGUGCGGUGAUCCUGGAACAGCCAAAUCUCAGUUCCUGAAGUUCAUCGAAAAAAUUGCACCCAGGGCGGUGUUUACUACGGGUCAAGGAGCCUCGGCUGUAGGUUUGACCGCUUUCGUGAGGAAAUCACCAACGACUCGGGAAUGGACUUUAGAAGCCGGUGCCUUGGUACUCGCCGAUCAUGGAAUUUGCCUCAUCGACGAGUUCGAUAAGAUGAACGAUCAAGAUAGAACAUCUAUUCACGAAGCUAUGGAACAACAAAGUAUCUCUAUAUCAAAAGUGGGGAUCGUUACAUCGCUUCACGCGAGAUGUUCAGUAAUAGCCGCGUCCAAUCCUAUCGGAGGAAGAUACGAUGCCAGCAUGACAUUCUCAGAAAACGUGGAUUUAUCGGAACCAAUUCUAUCUCGUUUCGAUAUCCUUUGCGUAAUCAAAGACGAAAUAGACCCUAUGCAAGACCGACACUUGGCCAAGUUCGUUGUUAAUUCUCAUGUGAAACAUCAUCCAACGAAUGCAGGGAAAGAAAUAGCUACAGAGAGUACAAACGAUAUGGCUAUUCCUCAAGAUCUUUUGAAAAAGUACAUUGUCUAUGCACGCCAGAACAUUCAUCCCAAAUUAACAAACAUUGACCAAGAUAAAAUCGCGAAAUUGUACAGUCAGUUGAGGCAGGAGAGUUUGGCUACCGGGAGCUUACCGAUCACCGUGCGACAUAUAGAAAGUAUUAUACGUAUGGCCGAAGCGAGUGCCAAGAUGCAUUUACGUGAUCACGUUCAAGAAACCGAUAUCAAUCUUGCCAUCAGAAUGAUGCUAGAUAGCUUCGUCGAGACACAAAAGUAUUCGGUGAUGAAGAGUAUGCGUCAAACAUUCCAAAAAUAUCUAUCGUACAAGAAAGAUCAUAGCGAACUGCUGUAUUAUAUACUCAGACAGAUCACAAUAGACACUCUGGCGUUCCAAAAAGCUAUACGUGGAAGUCGUAUUUCAACGGUCGAAGUAUUAGAGAAAGAUCUGUUGGAUCGGGCCAAACAAAUCGACAUAUUCGAUCUACAUCCGUUUUAUGAGAGUCAUAUCUUCAAGUCAAAUAAUUUCGUCUAUGAUUCGAGAAGGAAAGUGAUAAUACAGACACUUCCCGAAGGUGCCGAUGACUGAUACGGUAUUAAGGAUGAUGCAAAUCAAAUACGACUUUAUUUACAAUUCGAUACUGUUUAUACAAGCAUAGUUUUUACGUACAAUUAUAUGACUUCAAUAAAAGAUCAAUCGUUUUUACUA